AUGGCAAAUUUUCAAGAAAUGGCAAUGUUCUUUGCCAUUAAUAACGUUGAGGAACAUGCAAAUUAUGUUCAUAAUGAAAGACAGACGAGAAAUAGAGAAUACAUUACUGACCCGUUUACAUUGUCUGAUCGGUUAUUUAUCAAAAACUUUAGACUGACUAAAGACGCUGUUAGAUAUUUAAUUGAUUUAUUAAGGCCUCAUAUAAUAUCUAACACCCGUUCGUCUGCGAUUGAUUUAAACACUAAGAUUUUUUCUACUUUGAAUUUUUUGGCGACGGGCUGUUACCAAUCUCCUAUUGGUAACAGCAAAUUGAUGGUGCUGUCACAACCAACUGUAUCCCGAUGUAUAAGUGAAGUUGUGGCAGCACUAAAUCUGCCUGAGAUAUUUCAAGCAUGGGUUAGAUUUCCUAAAAAUUUGAGUGAGCUCUCUGAAAUACGCAAUGAGUUUUACAAAGAAACUGGAUUUCCAGGUAUUAUUGGUUGUGUUGACUGCACUCAUGUGGCAAUCGUACCUCCAUCAACUAACUUAAAUCUAAAUGAAAAUCAAUAUCCAGAGUAUAUUUAUGUGAACCGCAAAGGUUAUCACUCAAUUAAUGUUCAAUUGAUUUGUGAUUCAAAACUCAACAUUUUGAACGUAAAUGCACUUUUUCCUGGAAGUACGCAUGAUAUCCACGUUUGGAAUAAUAGCUCAAUCUUACAAACACUUCAAGAACUACACAGGCGUAAUCACAAAGAUUUUUUUUUAUUAGGAGAUUCUGGAUAUCCAUUGCGCCAAUGGCUGCUGACGCCAAUUGCUAAUCCUACAACAAAUGCAGAAAUCUAUUAUAACCAGAGACAAAUUCCUAAAAAUGCGAUUUCGGUGUCUACUAAAAGAUAG
This is a messenger RNA of Macrosiphum euphorbiae (potato aphid), 876 nucleotides long. NCBI's taxonomy places the organism in Eukaryota, Metazoa, Arthropoda, Insecta, Hemiptera, Aphididae. The record is from the annotation of a GenBank genome assembly.